Molecule: messenger RNA, 773 nt
Organism: Metopolophium dirhodum (rose-grain aphid)
Lineage: Eukaryota; Metazoa; Arthropoda; Insecta; Hemiptera; Aphididae
Product: bolA-like protein 1
Exons: 2
Coding region: 189-515 (108 amino acids)
Cellular component (GO): mitochondrion
Source: RefSeq, a predicted model, not a curated record
AUCACGAAUCACGAUUCACGUCUUCGCAGUUGUAAGUUCACGAGACGAAUUCUUAAACUUUAGUACUAUAGAGGACUUUACCCAUGGCUUUAAAAUAAUUUGAGCGCUGCAACAUAAUUAUUGACAAAAAAGACAUUCUUCUGAAUAUAAUUUUCUAAAUUCUAAUCACUAGACCCAAGUUUAGCAUUAUGAUGUCGACGGCAUCCAAGUGCGUUGAAAAUUGUAUCCGAACGAAAUUGCAAAACCGAUUCAACCCAAAAGUGUUGCAACUCAUCAACGAGUCACACAUGCACAAUGUACCAAAAGACUCGGAAACGCAUUUCAAAGUCGUUAUUGUAUCCGAUGAAUUCGAAGGCAUGCCCUUGAUUAAGAGACACCGUUUGGUAAACGCGAUACUGACGGAUGAGCUCAAGUCCGGCGUACACGCUUUGUCUAUAGUGGCCAAAGCUCCGGCUCAGUGGAAAGACGAACCGAUCGAAAGUAGUCCCAAUUGCCGAGGUGGUUUUGGAAAGUGAACUUUGUGAGCAAAAGGGUUCCGACCUAUUUACCAACCGUCGUAGAUCAAUGCUAUAUUUUAUAAUAAUUUAUAAUCGUAUUGUGCAUAAUAUUACACCUACAGAAAAUUGUCAGUUCGUUUUAAAAAUACAUUUAACAUUUAAAAGCAAAUGUCAAUAAUAUGAUCACAUAUAUUAAUGUUUAAAUAAUUAUUUAUUGAGAACCAUUAAAUAGAUAUGUUUUUACAAAGAUAAUAUAACAAUAGUUUUUAUUCAGUA